Molecule: messenger RNA, 708 nt
Organism: Lolium rigidum
Lineage: Eukaryota; Viridiplantae; Streptophyta; Magnoliopsida; Poales; Poaceae
Product: dehydration-responsive element-binding protein 1J-like
Exons: 1
Coding region: 1-708 (235 amino acids)
Biological process (GO): regulation of DNA-templated transcription
Molecular function (GO): DNA binding; DNA-binding transcription factor activity
Source: RefSeq, a predicted model, not a curated record
AUGCGGAGAAGCACCGAGCGAUCGAGCAGCAGCUCUUCUCCGACGUCUUGGAGCCGGAGCACGACUGACAGUAGCUGGCCGUCGCCGCCGAAACGCCCCGCGGGGCGCACCAAGUUCCAGGAGACGCGGCACCCGGUGUUCCGCGGGGUGCGGCGCCGCGGCACGGCGGGGCGGUGGGUGUGCGAGGUGCGCGUGCCGGGGAGCCGCGGGGAACGCCUCUGGGUCGGCACCUUCGACACCGCCGAGGCGGCCGCGCGCGCGCACGACGCCGCCAUGCUAGCGCUGCGCGGGCCCUCCGCCAGCCUCAACUUCGCCGACUCGGCGUGGCUGCUCCACGUCCCGCCGGGCGCGCCGGCCGCUUCCGGCCUAUCCGACGUCCAGCGCGCGGCCAACGAGGCCGUGGCGGACUUCCAGCGCCGGGUGGCCACCAGACGCGCCGCCGCCGCCUAUGGAGGCGCUUCGGAGGCUUCAUCGGCGCCUGCAUUGACUGACAGCGACUUGGGGGCAACUUCCGCUGCGGCAGAUGCACUCCCGGCAGGGGCAGCAUUGGACACUGACAUGUUCCAUGGUGACAUGUUCGGCGGCAUGGAUGCCGAUUCGUACUACGCUAACUUGGCCCAAGGGCUGCUGCUGGAACCGCCGCCGGCCGCCGUGGACUGCUUGGAGGACGACGAAUGCGGCGGCGCUGAAAUGGACCUGUGGAGCUAG